AUGUCUGAUGCCCACAGUCCUCGUCAUGACGCGAGAUCUCACGAUCAUCGUCGCUCUACCCAGUCAGCUUCAGCUCCACCAGGAGACGUCUCACAACUCCCCAAAGGCCAAUGCCGUUACAUUCUCACAUUACCCGAAUUAAAAGGCCAUCGGUGCGGGUGUAUGGGGUUUCAUCACAACACAUCUCUUCCUGGCGCAACAUGUUACUGCGGCCAUUUCGCAUGCUUCCACUCUCCGCACUCUAUACAAAGGACAGGCGACGACUUGGCAGUUCUGAAAAGGCGCGUUAAGGAUCUGGAAGCAAUGUUGCAACAAAAAGGAAGCUACCAACCAGAAAGCCUUGUCUGCAGGAUCAGCGAUCUUGAGGAAACAGUGGAGAGCAACGAAGAAGAGUCUGCCAUGCAAAUGAAAGCUUUGUAUCAGAAUAGCUCUGCAGCAUGGGAGGUUAUAGAAGCGUUACAAGAGCGGACCAAGACUCUUGAGACAUAUUGCGGCCUGUAUCGGGAGCAGAUGGCGGCGACGAGGGGCGAGUUGAGAGAGCUGUAUAAUAGGCAGCUGGAGUUAAUGGAUGGCGAAGAGAGUCUGGAGGAAAGACUUCAUAGGCUGGAGGACCCAGGUGAUAUACUACCGGCAUUUCCAACUACGCCUAUGGGCUCGUUGCGAAUGGAUACCCGGUAG
Messenger RNA from Fusarium pseudograminearum CS3096, 678 nucleotides. RefSeq lists its product as uncharacterized. NCBI's taxonomy places the organism in Eukaryota, Fungi, Ascomycota, Sordariomycetes, Hypocreales, Nectriaceae. The record is from RefSeq and is a predicted model, not a curated record. The transcript has a single exon. Bases 1 to 678 code for a protein of 225 amino acids.